Molecule: messenger RNA, 1394 nt
Organism: Aspergillus ibericus CBS 121593
Lineage: Eukaryota; Fungi; Ascomycota; Eurotiomycetes; Eurotiales; Aspergillaceae
Product: glycoside hydrolase family 28 protein
Exons: 4
Coding region: 25-1161 (378 amino acids)
Biological process (GO): pectin catabolic process
Cellular component (GO): extracellular region
Molecular function (GO): polygalacturonase activity
Source: RefSeq, a predicted model, not a curated record
CUUGUCUUUCUCUGAUCUGCAUCAAUGGUGACUUCUACUUCUGUGAUCGCCGUGGGUCUUGUCUGGGCGGCGCUGGCCAGUGCGAGCCCCGCUGACCCGCUGGUGACCCCCGCCCCCAAGCUCGACGAUCUCGACAAACGGGCCACCACUUGCACCUUUUCCGGCUCCGAGGGGGCUUCCUCGGCCAGCAAGUCCAAGACUUCAUGCUCCACGAUCGUUCUAUCCGACGUGGCAGUCCCGUCGGGCACCACGCUGGACCUGACGGACUUGAACGAAGGCACCCAUGUCAUCUUCGAAGGCGAAACCACCUUCGGGUACGAAGAAUGGGACGGCCCUCUGGUCUCCGUCUCGGGGACUGACAUCACCGUGACCGGCGCCGACGGGGCCUAUCUCAACGGCGACGGCAGUCGGUGGUGGGACGACGAGGGCAGUAACGGCGGCAAGACGAAGCCCAAGUUCUUCUACGCGCAUAACCUGAUCGACUCGACGAUCAGCGGGAUCUACAUCCAGAACUCACCGGUGCAGGUCUUCAGCAUCGACGACUCGAGCUAUCUCACCCUGGAGGAUAUCACGAUCGAUGACUCGGAUGGGGAUGACGCGGGGGCUGCGAAUACCGAUGGGUUUGACAUCGGGUCCAGCACGUACAUCACCAUCACGGGCGCGAAUGUGUAUAAUCAGGAUGAUUGCGUGGCGGUAAAUUCGGGCGAGAAUAUUUACUUUUCGGGCGGCGUUUGCUCGGGGGGUCAUGGGUUGUCGAUUGGGUCGGUGGGGGGUCGGGAUGAUAAUACGGUGAAGAAUGUGACGUUUUAUAAUUCGGAGAUUAAGAGUUCGCAGAAUGGAGUCCGAAUCAAGACCAUCUACGGGGAUACCGGGUCUGUGAGUGACAUUACCUACGAGAAGAUCACCCUGUCCGAGAUUACCGAUUAUGGCAUUGUGGUGGAGCAGAAUUAUGAUGAUACCAGCGAAUCGCCGACCGAUGGAGUUACCAUUGAGAACUUCAUCCUGGAUGAGGUCGAGGGAACCGUGGAGAGCUCGGGAACCAAUAUCUACAUUGUGUGUGGAUCGGAUAGCUGUACGGAUUGGACCUGGACGGGCGUGGAUGUGACUGGGGGGAAGACCAGCUCGGAUUGUGAGAAUGUGCCGGAUGAUAUCAGUUGUUGAUGCAGAUACCAUAUAUCGGAGAGAUGGUGAGAGAUGGUGAGAGAUGGUGAGAGAUGAUGAGAGAUGAAGAUGAUGAAGAGAAUGUAGAUACUGCACUCACGCCAGGCACAUCAUCGGCAGAACAUAGUUCGAUUGACUGUCACAAGGGAUCGUGGUAUGCAGCAUGGUGGGCUGAUCACUGUUGCCCCUUUUGGAUUGGAGGCCCAAGUGUUGGUAGAAGAAUUCCAUUGGUG